Messenger RNA from Biomphalaria glabrata, 4010 nucleotides. Its product is annotated as GTPase IMAP family member 7-like. Bases 224 to 1135 code for a protein of 303 amino acids. The transcript has 4 exons. NCBI's taxonomy places the organism in Eukaryota, Metazoa, Mollusca, Gastropoda, Planorbidae. Gene Ontology annotation, molecular function: GTP binding. The record is from RefSeq and is a predicted model, not a curated record.
CCACACUUAUCUAUGUGAUGGUUCAAAGAUUAGAGUCUAGGCUAGGCCGAUGCAUCAAUAGUUUUAGUUCAGUCAAUAUCACAUAAAACAUAACAUUGCAAUACUUGUCCAUCUUUUGAAAGUAAGUUGUAUAUGCAUUUCUCUUAGACACGGAAGCUGAUCUCAAGCAAUAAAGCUGUAAUACAACAAUUUUAUAAGUAUUAGCGCUCUGGAUUACAACAAAAUGGCAACAUCCAAAAAAGAAAUCACCGUGGUAUUGCUUGGUAAAACAGGAUAUGGAAAAAGUUCUACAGGGAAUACUUUGCUUGGAGCUUAUCGAUUUGAAGAAAGUAAUAGCAUGUCAUCCAUCUCAAAAACUGUUGUAGAUUACAGCAACGAAGAUAAAGAUUGCAGAUGGCGUGUCUACGAUACACGUGGCCUGAUGGACGUCGAGAAAGAGACACCGUAUGAAGACUUUCUUUCUAUUUGUGAAGACAUAACCAAACUAAUGCAAAUCUGCAAAGAGCAUUCCAGUCAUAUCACAGUCUUUCUUCUAGUUUUUACUUUCAUCAAUAAGUUUUCAUGCGAGGACAAAAAAUCUGUCGAAUGGAUAGAAACAAUUUUCGGAAAAACCUUUUUUGAGAAUCAUUGUAUUAUAGUGCUAACAAGAGAGGAUUGCUUUGAUGGAAACCUUGACAAUUGGCUCCAAAAACAAACAGGGGAAUUUGCAAAUUUGGUAAAAAGGUGCAAACAAAGAGUGGUGCCGGUAUGUAAUAAAGACAUUGAUAACAAUGAUAAAAGACGCGAAGAUUCUAGAAAAAAACUAAGAUCAAGCAUUAUAGAGUUCAAACAGCCAACAUGGCUUUGUUACACAUUUGAUGACUAUAUGAAACAAUCCCAAGAGAGAAAUCUUGCAUUAGUCGAACUGGAACUCCCAAUACUUGAUGUUAAGUAUAAACAAGAAAUAUCAAGUGUUAGAGAAACAAGAUUAAAACUUAAACUUAAGGAAGAAGCGUUAAAUUUACAUACGAGAAUCGGCGUUUUGAUUGAAGAUAUUAAAAGGAAAGAUAAUAAGACUGGGUUAUUAGAUAAAUACAUUGAAGAAUUAGAAUUCGAGAAAGCAGCUAUCCCCUUAAAAAGUUGUAAAAUAUUUUAGGCCUAAUUGAUUAGCCAUUAACAUUGUAUUAUAAUUACAUUUUUUAAUUUACUUUAAUUUAGAUAUUAUCAAAGUAUGAUAUUUUUACAAUACCACUAUUUAAUUCACCUUUUCAUGGAGGAACCUGGGUGGGUAGGCGGACGCUAAUCUCAAAAAUAACUCUUAUGAUUUUUCUUGAAAUUUAAUAGCUGAUGAAUAUUGCUGAGAAAAGAAUUACUAGCUCGUUGGCUACAUGGGGAAACCAUAAUUUGACCGUUAUAAUUUUUUAAAGUAAUAAGUAAAUAAAUGUAAAUUCGCAGCACAAUCAAGCGAAUGAAGAAUUGCAAAUCAGCAGGACCUGACAGCAUCCUAGUUAAAGUACUAAAGGCAGCCAUUAUUACUGGUUUGAAGUUACUUAAGCCUCUUUUCUGCAGGAUAUGAGAAAAAGAAGAAGUGCCACCAGAAUGGAAGGAUGGCUACCUCAUCAAACUCCCAAAGAAAGGCGAUCUUAGUUCCUGCUCCAACUAUCGAGGGAUAACACUACUGUCCAUUCCAGGCAAAGUAUUUAACCGCAUUCUGAUAAACCGAAUGAAAGUUGCUGUAGAUCCACAUCUCCGUGACUAAGAAACCGGCUUUCGAAAGGACAAAUCAUGCACAGAUCAGAUAGCGACACUAAGCAUAACUUUGGAACAGUUCUUGGAAUAGAACUCCCCUCUCUACGUCAGUUUUAUAGACUAUGAGAAGGCUUUUGACAGCGCAGACAGACAGACAGACAGACACUCUGGAGAUUUUUGAGACACUAUGGAGUGCCUGAAAAAAUGACAAAUAUCAAGAAGUCAUGAGGGGAGGAUGACUUGCAGAAUAGUGCAUGGCAGACAACUGAACAACUGACAGAGGCAUUUGAAGUCCAAUAUAUUUAUUUAUAUAUGUCCUAUACUCUUGAGGUGUACUUUUCUUGCAUUUUAACGUUUAUUAUUAAUUUAUUAGUAGUUACAAGUUAGGUGAUCCAUCACUGAAUACUGGCACCUGUUUUUUUUUUUUUACAAAAUUGAACUAUAUAUAUAUAUAUAUAUAUCCUAUACUCUUAUGCAAGCAAUAUUUGUAUUAUAUAAAUUUAUGUAUGUCCUAUACUCUUAAGCGAGCAAUUCUGUUCUGGCACCUGUUUUUUAACAAAAAUGAACUGUAUGUUUAGCAUUUCUUGUAUGUAUAUUUGUAUAUAUACUUAUAUAUAUCAUAUACUCUUAAGCGAGCAUUUCUUGGCUCGGAGAAGUUCUACGGAUGGAGGACAAUUGCAUCCUGAAAUUCAUUCAACUUGCGUCUGACUCAAGAAAAACUGGUCGGCCACCUCCGUUACGUUGUGAUAACGGAAUUUAUAACCAAUGAACAUUGACACUAACCAUUGUAUAGACAUAGCCUUAGACCGCACUAGUUGGAGAGAGACGGUGACCAAGAAAGCUAUGAACUGCAAGAAAACAUGGGCCUCAACUCUUGAAAAAAAGCGUGAAACACGGAAAACGGCCAAGUCCUCUAACACCAAAGUGAAAGCCACUUUGACCAGCAAUAUAUGUGGACGGGAGUGUCUGUCCAAAAUAGGGCUAAAAAGCCAUAUGAGAAAGUGUUCGUGAUGAACCAGGGUCGUUCUACGCCUGUAGGAGGCCAAUAUAUAUAUAUAGUACAAGGGGCCUCGCCUCGCUGGGUAGAAACACUUGUUAAGGAAGAUGUUUACCCAAAAUCAUUUUGAAACAUUUUCGUAAUGAAGAGAAGAAGUGAUCAGGUAAAGACUACCACCUAAAGAGUUCCUCUUGUGAAAUUUCAGUUCGAAAUGAUAUUGUACGAGGCGAUUAGAAUAGAAAGUCUCCUUAGUUCCCCCAACAGUAUAGAAAACCACAGCUCACAUUGCAUCUUUUGCGUAAAACUAUUGGGCUAUUAUUGGCUUGGAAGAAAGUCUUUGCAGUGUAACUUCUAAAAUGGUUACGUUCUGACAUUUAAUAUUGCAAUUCAAUAUUGUUUUAGUACGAAACAUCAAGUGAUACUAAAUCUCUAGUUUAUAGGAUACAGCAUGAACUCAAUAAUAAAUAACAUAGCGCAUUUUUUCCUAAGAGACUUAAAAAAUUGCGUUUGUAUUCUAAAGAAGCGUUUCCAUGGAGCAUCUCUAUUACGCCGACCACCUUUCAGCUUACUCAAAAAGAUUGCCUUUGGCAUACGUUAGUCUACCAUACGGGAAACUUGUCCUGCCAAGCGUAACUGUUGGAUUAUAAGACCCUCCAUAAUGUCCAUACCGGCAUUCGCAACGAAUUCGCUAUUUGUAGUGCAGUCUUGCCACAUUGUGUUCUUGAUGGAGUGCUAAAAUCUUUGUUGAAAGUGUUCAAGAAGUCUUAGUUAUUCUGUACAGUACCCAUGUCUCAGGUGUAUAUAGAAGGAUUGAACUGCUUGGUAGAAACUUACUUUGUACUAGGCAGGCAGAGCGAUUUAUUUUGGCGUACACUCACUUGGAGGCAUCCAAAAGCACCACUGGCUCUGAUCAGACGGUGAUAACCCUCCCUUAAAAGCAUUGCGUCAUUUGAAACUACGGCCUGCCUGAUCUGGAACUGAGUAGAUAUUAUUGGGUGACUUCUGGAACAUGACUUUCAUUUCUCCAAGGUUUAUAGUAAAACCAAAAGAGGCGGCAGCGUAUGCAAAAUUCGUUGACCAUAGCACUCGGUGAAUACUAUAAGAAUAAAAGUUACACUAUAAAAAGGAUAUUCACUGUUGAAAUACCACAAUGCAAUUUAUAAAUAUUCAUCGUUUUUAUUUUGUCCAUUAAUUAUGCACAGACUCUUUCAAACAAUUAUGUACAUGGAUUGAUUAUGUAACUAAGGAAGAAAAUAUUAAUUAAAUUUGCAGAUGUGUGAUUAUA